Danio aesculapii is the source of this 3078-nucleotide messenger RNA. RefSeq names its product major facilitator superfamily domain containing 12a (gene mfsd12a). Gene Ontology annotation, molecular function: symporter activity. Gene Ontology annotation, cellular component: membrane. The transcript is spliced from 11 exons. The coding region runs from base 266 to 1789 and encodes 507 amino acids. Gene Ontology annotation, biological process: carbohydrate transport. NCBI's taxonomy places the organism in Eukaryota, Metazoa, Chordata, Actinopteri, Cypriniformes, Danionidae. The record is from RefSeq and is a predicted model, not a curated record.
GCGGUCAACUGAUUAAAGAGAGUGCUGAAAUGUCAGUUCGCGCCUCCUCCAUCGUCACACAUUUACAAGUCAGCUGACCAAAAAUCCAGAGCAUCUGACGGCGGCAGGUACAGAAGAUGAGGGACCCGGAGCCUUGAACUCCACACAGACUCGUUAUUGCUGUCCCUGCGGCGAGGAGGAAGCCGGAGAGGACACAAUAUGCUGAGCUGGAUUAAAGGGAAUAGACAUUUCUAGCUGGCCGGGGGUUCAGUGUGUCGCCUUCAUCAUGCCGGACUCCUCCGAAGCCUCUCUGCCCGUAAUCAGGCGCUUGAGUUACUCAGUGGGGCAUUUUCUCAACGACCUGUGCGCCUCUAUGUGGUUUACAUACCUGCUGGUGUUUUACCAUUCAGUGCUCGGCUUUGAGAACACAUACGCGGGGGUGCUGCUACUGGUGGGGCAGAUAGCGGACGGGGUUUGUACACCGCUCAUCGGCUACGAGUCUGACCGGACGCCCGGCUGCGGCACCUACGGAAAGAGGAAGACAUGGCAUCUAGUCGGGACCAUCAGCGUCCUCCUAUCAUUCCCCUUCAUAUUUAACCAGUGCCUUGGCUGUGAUCUAAACACUCCACAGUGGGUCAGUGUCACCUACUUCGCCCCCUUCAUCAUCAUCUUCCAGUUUGGAUGGGCGGCCACCCAGAUUUCCCAUCUGUCCCUCAUUCCUGAGCUGGUGUCGUGUGAGCAUGAGAAAGUGGAGCUCACUGCAUACAGGUAUGCCUUUACGGUGAUAGCCAACAUCACAGUGUAUGCAGUGGCAUGGCUGUUGUUUCAUUUCCAGGAAGGAGAUGAUCCUGCUGUUAUGGAUAACCUCGGUCCGGUUGACAUCCCGGUUUUCAGAAGUCUGAGUCUCAUUGUAGUGGGAAUCGGAGCUGUGUUCACGCUGCUGUUUCACCUGGGCACACGGGAGAAGGGCCGUCCUCGUCAGGAGGAGGAUGGGUCCAGUCCAGGGGAAAGGCAGCCACUUAUUAACAACACCACUGUGGCUCCUCCAGCAAAUCUGCUGCACUGGAAUAACUGGCUCACACAGCCCUCGUUCUACCAAGUUGCAUUGCUUUAUAUGUCCACCAGACUGAUAGUAAACCUGUCACAAACAUACAUAUCCAUGUAUCUCACCUACACACUACUGCUGCCAAAGAAUUACAUAGCCACUAUUCCUCUGGUCAUGUUCCUGAGUGGCUUUGCUUCCUCUUUUAUUAUGAAGCCUGUCAGCAAGCUUAUAGGCAAAUGUAUGACCUAUUUUCUGGGUCUGCUGCUGAUUCUGGCAUUCUCCUAUUGGGUGCUGCUGGACACACACAUGGGGGAUAAGGUGUAUGGGGCAGCGGUGCUGCUGGGAGUGGGCUCUGCCACCAUCCUGGUCAUGUCUCUUGCCAUGACAGCUGAACUCAUAGGAGAUCAGACACAUAGUGGGGCUUUUGUUUAUGGAGCGAUGAGCUUUACAGACAAAGUAGCCAAUGGUCUGGGAGUGAUGAUCAUUCAGACGCUACACCCUUGCCGCACAAUGGUCUGCUGUCCAGCCUGUGUGUGGUAUUACCACUAUGUCAUGGUCAUCGUCAGCGGUGGAGUGGCCGUUUUAGCAGCGCUGAGCCUCUGCACGAUCCUUAUCUGGCCUAUAAAGAUUGUGCACUUAUCUAAGCGAGGUCAUAUGAACGGUUCAAUAAACGGCAGUGGCUCGAAGGAUCUUCCUGAAGUGGCUGGCCUGAUGGAAAGUGAUCGAGAGGAUUCAGAGAGUUCCGAACAGCCUUCAGUCAACUGAACACACAGUAGAGGCUCUUCAGAUCCCAUGCAGAGACACUUUGGUUGACUUUUCCAUCACAGGGUUUGAAGGUUAGAUCAGGUUUUGAUCCAGAAUAAUCUUUCACACAGGCAAAUGUUUGCGAAUUAAGUCUAUACAGCACUUAUAUCUUCACAAAUAAGGGAAUUUCAAGAUCCAGGUUUCAUCUCGUGUUCAUUGAGAGCCAAAGAUGUGCUGAGAUUAUCUAGGUGAAAUUGUUUUUGUUAUGGCAUUUAUUUGUUUUCACUAAACCCAGCAGUCUUAUAGACACACUUCAUAAAGGGACUAACAUUAUUAUAUUGUUGUUAUUUUUAUUAUUUGACAAUUGUUUUUAUUUAUGAUUAUAUAUUGAGUUCAGAUAUUUAAAUCAUGAAAUUUAAGGGAAUCUAUUUACAGAAAGCACUUAUCAUAACGGAUUGCAAAACUACAGAGGUUUUAAUGUAAUUAUCAACGCAAAGUGCAUGCUUUCAUUUCAGAAGAGGCUUUAAAUGAACACAUCUAAGGGAAUUCUUGGAAGAAAAAUGGGAAGAUUAUGUUUUAAAUCAAGGACAAAAAGCCAUGUGUUGCCAUUUCAAGAUGUAUAUUAAGAGGACGAGAUUCUGUUAUCACUCAAUCUGUUUUUUUCUUCUUCUGUUAAACCCAAAAGAAGAUAUUUUGAAAAAUGUUGGUAUCUGAAAAUUUAUUGGUUACCAUUGACUUACAUAGGAUUUGUCAUACUAUGGAAGUCAAUGGUGUUCAUCAACUGGAAGUGGAAGUCGAUGGUGACCAUUAACUGGAAGUGGAAAUCAAUGGUGACCAAUUAUUCUGGAAGUGAACUACUCUUUAUAUUUUUCCAAAAUGAUGUGCAAUUUUUUCCCCAGGAACCACUAGCUAUUUUUUUUUUCAAAUAUACAUAAUUGUUUUCAUACGAAAGACGUGUCUGACAUGAUUUCUGUUCAUAUCAUUUUCUGAACAGAAUAAAUGUUCUUUAUGAACGGACAUUUCCGUAUCUUGCUUUGAUACAUUGUAAGUAGUUACUGAUUAGCACGAAUGCAGUGUCAGAGUGAGUCGUUGCAUCUGGUCACCUGAUCUUGCGUGAUGCUCAAGGCUUUUAAAGCGCACAUCAUAAAAGCUGUUCCUCAUAUAAAUAAACUUAAAUACAGUCAAUUUAUUGUGGAAUCAGUUAAACAAAUUAUCUGAAUGUUUGUAAAAUCAAAGACUUGUAUUUCAUUUUAUAUUUAAAGUCUUGUUCAAAACAGCUUUUAAAUAAAAGUGUUUUUUUAAUUGUACAA